Monomorium pharaonis (pharaoh ant) is the source of this 1805-nucleotide messenger RNA. RefSeq lists its product as uncharacterized. Bases 16 to 867 code for a protein of 283 amino acids. The record is from RefSeq and is a predicted model, not a curated record. The transcript is spliced from 4 exons. NCBI's taxonomy places the organism in Eukaryota, Metazoa, Arthropoda, Insecta, Hymenoptera, Formicidae.
CGAGAGGGUGGGCGAAUGGGUGGAGGCGAGGCAAGCGAAGGGCAGGGGGUGAAGAAGAGAGAGCAGUACUUCGAGCCAGGCCGGUUAGGGGCGCUACACCCUGCCCAACAUGGCUGUCGCGGUCUGAUACUUCGCGCGAGUCACCACGCAUCCGAGCGCUCGUGCCAUAUCUGUUGCCAGGGAAAUCCAGCGAUUCGCGUAAGCGGAAAAAAUCACGCCACGAGAACGAAGAAAUUCGUCAAGCUGGCGCCGUUCAAGCUCCGUUUCUCGAAGAUGCUGAAGUCGCGCAGCUCCGGCGAUAGUCGCAGCGACAGCGUGGAAUCCGAGGAACAGCAAUCGAAGCAAAUUAAUCAAUCGUUGCCGUCGGGCACAGACGAGUUUGCGGAUGCACCCGAGGCGGAAACGGACAAAAAUUGUUUGUCGGUUAGAAACGAGCAGCCGAUCCCCAGCUCGCCCCCGCCCUCGUACGAGCACGUUCUCGAAGAGACACGAAUGGAAUCGUCAGCCAAUGCGCUACGAGAGGCGAGGGAGGAGGAGCAGGUUUCCAGUACAGAAAAGAGCACAGAGAACACCGAAGACGGGGGUGACGACGACGGGGGUGGCGGUCCCGGGGGUGGAAACAGGAAAAAGACCAAAGAACCGAAAAUACAUCAUAAAUCGAGCAAAGAGUUCUACAAGGCAAUGGCGAAGCAGUGGGGCAUAACUUGCAAAAUGAGCGAUCAUUGCAGAUGUUUGGAUUGCCAGAGCCACUACUUCGACUGCGACUACGAGAAGGACGAUAAGACGAAGGGUGACGGCGGCCUCAGCGCCGGCACGCCGAUGUUCAUCUCCGAGGUGAUGCACGGCACCGCAUGCGCCCUUCUGUAAAGCCGACGCGUUCUUCCGGUUCCGGUUCUCUUCCCUCGACUGGGGGAAAGACGUCUGGCUGAUUACCACACGCACAAAACGGCAAUCAGCGCCUAAGGAACGAGGGGGAGCUUCUUCACGCAUUUAUAUUCUAUACAAAAUGCGCGCAGCGCGUCGGUGUAAGACGUCUACGCGUAUUUCAACGUAAGAAAAAGAGAGACGAAAAAAAAAACCAGAAGCUACUCACGCGCGCGAUGAAAUGCAAGGGCCUCGCGUACGAUGGUGCAAAUUAUUUUAUGACGUUAGACUACUAAAACUGCGUAGAGCAACGCAGAGUACAUCUCAAGACAGGCGCUGUGUAUAAUUGCGCCGCUCUUGCGCGAAAAAAAAAAAGCAAGAGAUUUAGUUUUUCUCCGCGUAAGAGUCGCCCACUUAUCGGACAUAAAGUAGAGUAGAAGGAGACGCGUUUGAGCGACGCAGCAAUUUUAAACAAUUCGAGUAUUACGCCUCUUCGUCGAGAGGGUUUUCGAUCAUCUUUCUACACUUUUGAAGAACUCUUUUACGAACCUGAAGAACACUGAACCUAUCUAAGAACAUAGUGAAAAUUUUUCUAUUGCCGUGUACUCGAACUGUUCAAAUAUCGUCUGACGUUCAAACGCGUCUCCGUCUCCCUUACAAAUUUAUUUUCUCAGCAUUCGAUGUAAUUAUGUGUCAUACUACCCUGCGAAGAGCCACAUUGACUAACGCAACGUUUUGCAAAACCAUUUUGUGGCAACUUUGCGAAAUUGGCGACGCCAGUCGUCCAUCCUUACUGUGACCGGCACUUAAAGACUAAACGUAGAAUGUCAUCGGAAUGCGCUUUAUUACUGUCAAUUGCAUUGCACUCGUUCCAAUUGGAAUUUUACGACAGAAUUUUACGAUGGGCAUAGAGAGAAACGAAAUAAAGCGCCUCAAUUCAA